Molecule: messenger RNA, 1764 nt
Organism: Salvelinus namaycush (lake trout)
Lineage: Eukaryota; Metazoa; Chordata; Actinopteri; Salmoniformes; Salmonidae
Product: T-box transcription factor TBX1
Exons: 8
Coding region: 540-1493 (317 amino acids)
Biological process (GO): positive regulation of DNA-templated transcription; cell fate specification; regulation of transcription by RNA polymerase II
Cellular component (GO): nucleus
Molecular function (GO): DNA-binding transcription factor activity, RNA polymerase II-specific; RNA polymerase II cis-regulatory region sequence-specific DNA binding
Source: RefSeq, a predicted model, not a curated record
UGCAUCUCACUGAAAAUAACACAUUGUGCAUCCUAUUAUGGUAUAAAACUGUAAAGAAUUGUCUGAAAGCAGUAGUAAAUGUUUUCAUUCCUCCUCUGUCACAUCUCAUGUGCAUGUAUCUAUGUAUAUGUGCAGAGUGUGUGUUUUACCCCUCUCAGUGUGUGUGUGUGUGUGUGUGUCCUUGUGUGUGUGAGUAUGUUAAUAUUGCAUGUCAGUUGCUUUAUUACAGUGUAAUGGAUGAGGUGGGAUCGAGGGUCCCUUGAGUGUCCCAGCCUGUAUAAAGCCUGCUUGGUGUUCCAGUCCUCUGUGUCCCAGACCCAGUCAGUGGUACCCUCAACCACACAGACACUCUGCUUCUCCAAGGACAGCUAACGGUCUGAGACUAAAGCAGGGGAUUUGAUGUGGUCAAAGUUCUACUCUAAACUGGACAUCAGACUGGUCAGUGAACAGUGGAACAGAAGACCAAUUGAUGGAAAUUGAACGUGGAGAAAUCUGAAGCAUUUCCCACCACUGGAGAUUCUGACUGUAACACAAACAGUAUGGAUGUUCCCCAGCUGUCUCACAGGUGUGCCCUCACGCUGCCCUGCUGUGCAGAAGCUGGUGGGGCCACCUGUGCCAAAGCCCCCCAGGUCACGGGGGUCACAGUUCAGCUGGAGAUGCACACGCUGUGGCAACAGUUUGACCAGCUGGGCACAGAGAUGAUCGUCACCAAGGCUGGGAGGAGGAUGUUCCCUACCUUCCAGGUGAGUAUCUCAGGGAUGGACCCUGCAGUGGAGUAUGUGCUGCUCAUGGACUUCAUCCCUGUGGAUGACAAGAGAUACAGAUAUGCGUUCCACAGCUCCUCGUGGCUGGUGGCAGGCCGGGCCGACGUGGCGGCCCCGGGGAGGAUGCACUUCCACCCAGACUCCCCCGCCAGAGGGUCCCAGUGGAUGAAACAGAUGGUCUCCUUCGACGCACUCAAACUGACCAACAACCUGCUGGAUGACAAUGGACAUAUGAUCUUGAACUCCAUGCAUCGUUACCAGCCUCGAUUCCAUGUGGUGUAUGUGGACCCACGGCGGGAUAGCCAGCUUCAUGCCCACCGCAACUUCUGCACUUUCUCCUUCCCUGAAACACGCUUCAUAGCCGUCACUGCCUACCAGAACCACAGGAUCACCCAGUUGAAGAUAGCCAGUAACCCGUUUGCCAAGGGCUUCCGAACUACUGAUCCUGACGCCUGGGUGGGCAGUGCCAGGCCCCUGCGUCACUCUCUGCCCACCUGGCAGCCACCGGAGGGCAGCCAUGAGCCUGGCAGUAUGUCGGGAGAGCAGCGAGCACAGAACCUAAAGAGUCUAUCAACGCAUUGUGAACUAGGCCACCACUGCAGGGAAGACAUCAGCUGUACCAGUGAGAGAAAGGAUGUGGAGAAUAAUAUUUUUCCACCCUUGACUUUCAUCCCCCUUCCCACUCUCUGGGAAUGUCCAGGUAUUUCAGAGAGACUGAACCUGGGAUGAGAGGAGGGAAUUUCUUACAUAGUUCCAUUACUAAAGAUCUUCCUACAGUAGCCCACAUUCUCCUUCAAUAUGUGAAUAUCUCUCUUCAUUAUUUCUCAAAGGAACCAAGUGAAAAUGUUCUAUUAUGAGCUCAAUCAUUUAGCCUAUUUUCUUUGAUUGUUUCAUCUUGGGCUGGUGAUUUUAGAUAUUAUUUUUUACACAAAACACACAAGGCAAUAUAGGGGGAUUAAUUGUUUAAAGUGGAAAAUAUUGUUAUUCAAAUGAUGUCAAU